Messenger RNA from Coffea eugenioides, 2064 nucleotides. RefSeq names its product TOM1-like protein 4. Gene Ontology annotation, biological process: protein transport to vacuole involved in ubiquitin-dependent protein catabolic process via the multivesicular body sorting pathway. Lineage: Eukaryota; Viridiplantae; Streptophyta; Magnoliopsida; Gentianales; Rubiaceae. The coding region runs from base 235 to 1806 and encodes 523 amino acids. The record is from RefSeq and is a predicted model, not a curated record. Gene Ontology annotation, molecular function: ubiquitin binding; phosphatidylinositol binding. The transcript has 10 exons.
UAAGGAAAGUAGCAAAAAACACACACAUCACACAGUAACCGACCAUCCUUAAAUCUCUCUAUUUCUUCUUCUUUUCUUUGCAUAAACAGAUAAAAGUAUAAUUGAUGACAUAUUGGUAAUUUUAUAUGCACUUGAUUUAUUAGUUUAUCCUCAAAGACUAAGAAAAGAAGAGUAGGUACUCUGACAGGAGAUUAGAAUUUUGGCAUUUGAAGCAGGGUUAGAAAGUACAAAAUUAUGGCCAAUAAUGCAGCAGCUUGUGCUGAAAGAGCUACUAGUGAGAUGCUGAUUGGUCCAGACUGGGCAAUAAAUAUUGAGCUAUGUGAUAUCAUUAACUCGAACCCUGGACAGGCAAAGGAUGCUCUGAAGAUACUGAAGAAACGUCUUGGGAGCAAAAAUCCUAAGAUACAGCUGCUUACGCUAUUUGUGCUGGAGACUCUGAGCAAAAACUGUGGUGAGAAUCUGUUUCAGCAGAUUGUUGAGCGGGACGUUUUACAUGACAUGGUUAAAAUUGUCAAGAAGAAGCCUGACUUAAAUGUAAGAGAGAAGAUUCUGAUUUUGAUUGAUACAUGGCAAGAAGCUUUGGGAGGUCCGAGGGGAAGAUUUCCGCAAUAUCAUGCUGCCUAUAAUGAACUGAAGUCUGCUGGAGUGGAAUUUCCGCCAAGAGAGGACAACAGUGUGCCACUUUUUACCCCACCACAGACCCAUCCUAUUGUGCAACCUACCGCAGAAUAUGAGGAAGCUGCAGUGCAGGCGUCUCUUCAGUCUGAUCCUUCUGGACUCAGCUUGCCAGAGAUUCAGAAUGCUGAAGGACUUUCAGAUGUGUUGAUGGAGAUGUUGGGCGCUCUGGAUCCUCACAAUCGUGAGGGAAUAAAGGAUGAGAUUAUUGUUGACCUUGUUGAACAAUGCCGUAAUUAUCAAAAGCGUGUUAUGGUUCUUGUUAACAACACUGCAGAUGAGGAGCUUUUGUUGCAAGGAUUGACACUUAACGACAAGUUGCAGCACGUUCUUUGCCGACACGAUGACAUAGCCAAAGGAAACCCUACUGCUGCAGUAAGGACUACAGAAACACCAGUUGCAGCUCUUAUGAAUGUCAAUCAUGAGGAUGAUGAGCCAGAAGAUGAUUUUUCUCAGUUGGCACACAGAUCCACAAGGGAUACAUCGCAAGGACAAGGACGAAAGCCCACAAAUGCAUAUGGUGAACCUUCACGAAUUAACCCAAUUCUUCCUCCUCCUCCGCCUUCAACAAAAUUUUCUACCCCUGAUACUGGAAUGGUUGAUUAUCUUAGUGGUGAUGCUUACCAGUCUGAGAGAUCUUCAGGAACAUCAGCAUCUGUGCCUGUUGCAGUAGCAACUCAGUCAAACAACAAAAUCUCUGUUCGAACAUCGAGCCCUUCCCAGCCCUUAUCAUCACCUCCUGAUGAAUUCAUUAACCCCACAGCAACCAUGUUCCCUCCAAAAUCCACAUAUGAUGAGCCAACUUCUUUGGCCAAAUCUGCUGAUCCUUUGCCAUCUGCACCUUGGGACGUUCCUCCUCCAAGCAGCAUUCCACCGCCACCAUCGAGGCACAACCAGAGACAACAAUUUUUUGAGCAAAAACAGAAUACUAUUCCUGGUGGUUCCCCGCAUUCGAGCAGUGGAUCUGGUUCCUCUUACGACAGCUUAGUUGGGCAGACUCAGAACCUUUCCCUGAGAACAUCAACCCCAACAAGACAAGACAAGCAAGAAGAUGCCCUCUUCAAAGAUCUGGUUGAUUUUGCAAAAGCCAAGUCUUCAUCAUCCUCGAAAGCUAAUAAUAGGUCAUAUUGAGUGAUGUCAUUGAUAUUGUUAUUCGUGGUGGUACAGAUUUUGAUAUCUUAACUCUUAUCAGCUUUUACUUCAUUUAGAGUCUUUUAUUUAGUCUUUAAAUAAAUGUGGAUGGGAAUUCGGCUGGUGCAUUUUCCUGUGACAUGGUAUCUAUAGUCUUUGCACUUGCUGCCCAGUGACAUGUAGUGUAGCUGAGAUGAUGUGAAUUGUUUCCUACAUUGAGUUUUUGUGAAUAUAUAUUAUUUUGUUUUUUGUUUUUCC